Molecule: messenger RNA, 1517 nt
Organism: Elgaria multicarinata webbii
Lineage: Eukaryota; Metazoa; Chordata; Lepidosauria; Squamata; Anguidae
Gene: HSDL1
Product: hydroxysteroid dehydrogenase like 1
Exons: 6
Coding region: 247-1221 (324 amino acids)
Cellular component (GO): mitochondrion
Molecular function (GO): oxidoreductase activity
Source: RefSeq, a predicted model, not a curated record
CACACACAAUCACACCGUAGAGGCUUCAUUAUUUAUGUUCUGAUGCAAAGGCUGCCUGCGUAAGCGAAGAAAACCAGAAUCAAAGGACCCAGCUCUGGAACGGGCACCGGGGGUGCCGCCCACUGCCUCUGUGCCGUGCCGCUCUCUUCGGGCCUCACACAGCAGCCCAGCCCAGCACCCUAAACUUCCACCUUCCCUUCCGCUGCCACCGAUUGAACCUGCACCCCACCAAGACACCUGGUUGCCAUGGCUGCGGUGGACAGCUUCUCCCUCUUGCUCAGGGAGCUUGGCCGGUCCUGCAAUUGUUACAUAGAGACGCUGGCUUUUAUCGGAGCUUUCUAUACAGUCAAGACAUGCUUUAAUGUUCUGAAUGGCACGUACACCCUGAUCAGGUUACAUUUCAUUCCCAGGCUGGUCAGCAGGGCUGAUCUCGUCAAGCUGUAUGGAAAAUGGGCGAUUGUCACAGGUUGCACCUCCGGCGUUGGCAAGUCCUAUGCUAAAGAGUUGGCAAGUCGUGGGGUGAACAUCGUCUUAAUUAGCCUGGACAAGGCAAAGAUGGAGGCUCUUGCCAAAGAGAUAGCGGAUUCCUACAGGGUUGAAACGGCAGUGAUUGUGGCGGACUUCAGCAAGGGCCGUGGGGCUUACCCUGCCAUCGAGAAGGCCCUGGCGGGCAAAGAGAUUGGCAUCUUAGUGAACAACGCAGGGGUGUUCUACGCUUGCCCAGAUUAUUUCACCAAUUUGACAGAGGAUAAAGUUUGGGAUCUCAUCAAUGUGAAUAUUGGGGCAGUUAACAUGAUGGUGCAUAUGGUGUUGCCAGGGAUGGUGCAGAGAAAGAAAGGCGCUAUUAUAAAUGUUUCGUCUGUAUUCUGCUGCCAGCCCACCCCGAAGAUCACCGCAUAUUCAGCCUCCAAGGCAUACCUGGACCAUUUCAGCAGAGCGCUUCAUUAUGAAUAUGCUCCCCAAGGCAUCUUUGUUCAGAGCUUAAUUCCAUUCUACAUCUCCACCGACGUGACGAAGUUUAGUGACGCGCCCUCCAAAAGCAGUUACUUUGCGCCUUCCGCUGACGAGUUUGCCCACCACGCCAUCACCACCCUUGGAAUAUCCAGAAGGACUACAGGAUACUGGCCGCACUCGAUCAUGUUAAUGUUUGGACAGUACCUACCAGACUGGCUCUGGGCUAGGGGAUUGAACAGAAUUUUCUCCAGUUUUCAUGAAAAGUGACUGCUUUGAAAAACGACAUAAAAAACCUGCAAAGACCGUCCGCUGGAGGACUCAGAACACCUAGCAGCCCUGUAUGACCAUUGCUACAGAACUCCUAGCUUCUUUGGAUGUAUUUUUUUCUCGCCUGCUAAAAAAGAAACGAAACAGAGAAGAUCUAUGUACCUAAACUUUGGGUCAUGAUUCUACCUUGCAAGAUUGAUGGGCAAUGACAAAUCUGUUUAGGUAGUUGGCUUUCUUCGUAUGAUGUCUGUGGUGGACCGAGUUCUAUAAAGUACUAAGCGUGCAAUCCUAUGCAC